AUGGAUCCUGAGAUCAAGCCAGAACAACCCCCCCAUUUCAUAGACGUAUCGGAAAAUGCAGAUUCCUCAAUACAGGUUUCAAGCAAGGGAAAGAAUAAGAGCAGAGACAAAGACGGAGGUUCAUCCAAAAGGCGAUGUGUGAGCACCGCUUGCAUUGCUUGUCGGAAGCGUAAGUCCAAAUGCGACGGAAACCUGCCCAAAUGUGCCGCCUGCGCUUCCGUCUAUUUGACGGAAUGUGAAUACGCACCUCAUACCGAUCAUCGUCGCAAAGGAGUUUACAAAAAGGAGGUGGACGCUACCAAGACCAAGAAUUCCACCCUACAGAUCCUCAUCCAAGCCAUUCUCAAUGCUGAAGAGGACGACGUCAUGGAUCUUGUCCGUCAGAUUCGCACAUGUGACAGUCUUGAAGAACUCGCGACUAGCAUAGAAACCCAAGAGAAAGGUUUGAUCGAGGACCCCACUGAUUCACCAGCCGAUGGAGAAGAAGAACCCAGUGUCCCUAAAUUUGAAGCUGAGCUUUCGGGAAAGAUGGGUGAUUUGAUGCUGGAUGGAUCCGUCAAAUUCAUCGGCGGCACUUCCAAUCUGAUUUGGCUCCCUGAGGAUUACGAACACAAAGGCUCUGGCAACUUGCCACCGCAUCAAGAACGUGUUGUUCGACCCCGUGAAGAAGCUCUCUUAUCAUGGACGACAGUCACGCAGGACAAAGAACUCAUUCUUCAUUUUAUGAAUAUGUACUUUUGCUGGCAUUAUGCAUUCUUUACCACUUUGGCCAAGGGACUCUUCUACCGCGACUUUCUGACGGGGACGCCAUCACAAUACUGUUCUUCUCUCCUGGUCAAUGUUAUGCUUGCUCUUGGAUGUCAUUUUUCAUCGCGACCGGCAGCUCGAGCCGAUCCCGAGGAUUCCGGUACCACCGGAGAUCAUUUUUUCGCCGAGGCAAAGAGACUCCUCUACGAGAAUGACGAAUUUGCCAAUGCCAAAAUCUGCACUGUCCAAGCUUUGGCGCUGAUGUCGGUAAGAGAAGCCGGAUGCGGUCACGAGAGCAAAGGAUGGGUGUACAGCGGAAUGAGUUUUCGAAUGGCGUGUGAUUUGGGAUUGAACGUGGAUGCCGCUCCCAUCAAUGAAUCAUCUCGACUAACAGAUGAGGAUAUUGACGCAAGACGGAUCACAUUCUGGGGAUGUUUCCUCUUCGACAAAUGCUGGUCCAAUUAUCUGGGGAGACAACCUCAGCUACAAAUGCCUAAUAUUACGGUGAAAAAGCCGGUGGUGUUUCCUUCGGAAGACAGUGAGAUGUGGUCGCCAUACACCGACACCGGCAUCGUUCAAGCACAUGCUCAACCCGCUCGCACGAGAGCAGUAGCUUUGCAAUUGUCCAAACUGGCCGAAAUCUCCAGUGAUCUCUUGACCUCGUUUUAUAUCCCGCAAUUGCUCGACAAGCCUCUUUCCAGACAAGCCGAGCUCAAAAAACUGAGUGAUCUACAUACCAGACUGGAAGCAUGGAAGCAAGGACUCCCGGCAGAAAUGGAGCCUCGCGAGGGACAACUACCCCAAGUCCUCCUGGUUCACAUGUUUUUCCAGCUCUUAUACAUCCACCUGUAUCGGCCAUUCCUGAAGUACAACCGCACGACGUCACCACUCCCUGCUCAUGUGUCGCCCCGAAAGUACUGUACACAAGGCGCCGCCGCCGUAUCGAAAUUGUUUCGGUUAUACAGACGAACACAUGGCCUUCGACAAAUCUGCAACAUUGCGAUUUACAUCAUGCAUUCGGCAUGUACGAUCCAUCUGUUGAAUCUGCCAGACAAAAAUGCCCGACGUGAUAUCAUUCACGGGGUCAAACAUCUGGAAGAAAUGGGAGAAUGCUGGACGGCAGCUCGUCGUACCCUACGAGUUCUUCGUCUGUGCGCCGACAAAUGGAACAUCGACAUGCCCGAAGAGGCGGAAAUGGUCUUCACCCGAGUCAAAGCCAAAUGGGGACUCGCCGAAGGUGCACCCUCGCCUCUCUCGCCAGACUCUCUAGCAAACAUGGCUAAGCAGAUCCAUGCGACUCCCGCCGUACCCGACCUGAUGGCUCGAAAUGUUCAGCAAUCUUCUCAACAAGCCAUGCGGCUCCCUUCGACGACGGUGCCCAUGACGUACCCUGGCUUAUCUGUGCCCAUGGUCCCAUCACCCUCCGACACCAUCGACACAAGAAGGUCAUCCGGCGGCUUGUCCAUGCCGCCCCAAUCGGCGGCCGACUUGAACCGCGACAUGCACCGGAUCCGACCCUCGACAUACCUGACCAAAGCACAACAAGAUGCGUGGAACGCGCAUCAAGCGCGCAUGGGUGGCGCGAGUGGAGCGACGUCCGGGGCCGCCAGCCAUGUUGCUGCCGAUCAAAACGCCGCAAAGUUGUUCGGCGGCAUCGACAGCCUCAUUGAAGAAACACAGGAUUGGUUCUUCAAAGACCAGAGCCAACUGGCGCUGGGUUUCGAGAACUGGGGCGAGCCUCAACAGGAUUGGGCCAGUUUGGACCUGUCGUUCUUUGAUAGUGGUGACGGCACCACGAAUUCCAGCAGUCAUGUCAAUACGAAUGGAAAUUCUCCUGCGUAUAAUGGGAUGCAGUACUCCGCAUAUGAUUAUGAUCCGGGUACGGGCACGGGUCCGGAUGCAGAUCUUGGGGAUGGCGCGUAUGGGCAGUAUGCUGCUGCUCCAGCGAGCACUUAUUCGAAACCGAACGCGAUGAACGGGAUGGAUAUGACUAAUAUGGCAAUGGGAAUGGGAGUCGGAGGCGGCAAUAUGAAAAUGAAUGCUAUGAUGAACGUACCUUUAGGUGGCGGCACGGGACCGGGAGUGAAACGCUCCAUGCGGUCUCAAAACCUGGGCUUUGAUGACGACAUGUACUAUUGA
This is a messenger RNA of Rhinocladiella mackenziei CBS 650.93, 2886 nucleotides long. RefSeq lists its product as uncharacterized. Gene Ontology annotation, molecular function: DNA binding; zinc ion binding; DNA-binding transcription factor activity, RNA polymerase II-specific. The transcript is spliced from 3 exons. Bases 1 to 2886 code for a protein of 961 amino acids. The record is from RefSeq and is a predicted model, not a curated record. NCBI's taxonomy places the organism in Eukaryota, Fungi, Ascomycota, Eurotiomycetes, Chaetothyriales, Herpotrichiellaceae. Gene Ontology annotation, biological process: DNA-templated transcription; regulation of DNA-templated transcription.